UCUCGUCGGCCUGCAGGCGCCAUGUCCCCGGGCCCGGGACCGGCCGGGCCUAGCCGCCCCCUUCAUCAGCAUCAGCAUCAUCCCUUCCUCCUCCUCCUCCUCCUCCUCCUCCUCUGGGGACCGUCCGGGGCCGGGGGUCGGGCCAGCCCCGGGGCCCUGGAGGACGUGGUCAUCGACCGCUACUUCGUGCCCAAGCUGUGCCCCCGGGAGGUGCAGAUCGGAGACUUUGUCCGCUACCACUACAACGGCUCCUUCCAGGACGGCCUCCAGUUCGACUCCAGCUAUGACCGCGGGGCCACGGUGGCUGGCGUGGUGGGCGUGGGCCGGCUGAUCACCGGCAUGGAUCGGGGGCUGCAGGGCAUGUGUGUCAACGAGCGUCGCCGCCUGAUCGUGCCUCCGCACCUCGGCUACGGGAGCAUCGGCGUUGCUGGGCUGAUCCCGCCGGACGCCACGCUGUACUUUGACGUGAUCCUGCUGGACAUCUGGAACAAGGAGGACAAGCCCCAGGUCACCACGCUGUUCCGGCCGCCCAGCUGCAACCGCACCGUCCAGGACUCCGACUUUGUCCGCUACCACUACAACGGGACGCUGCUGGAUGGCACCCACUUCGACUCCAGCUACAGUAAGGGGAGCACCUAUGACACCUACAUCGGCUCCGGCUGGCUCAUCAAGGGCAUGGACCAGGGGCUGUUGGGCACCUGCGCGGGCGAACGGCGGAAGAUAAUCGUCCCCCCGUUCCUGGCAUACGGAGAGAAAGGCUAUGGGACAGUGAUCCCCCCACAGGCCUCGCUGGUGUUCCACGUCCUGCUGGUGGACCUCCACAACCCCAAGGAUGGGGUGCAGCUGGAGACGCUGCUUCAGCCCCCCGAAUGCGGGCGCAGGGCUGUACCGGGCGACUUCAUCCGCUACCACUACAACGGCUCCCUCCUGGAUGGCACGCUCUUCGACUCCAGUUACUCACGCAACCACACGUACAACACGUACAUCGGGCAGGGCUACAUCAUCACGGGCAUGGACCAGGGCCUGCAGGGCGUAUGCAUCGGGGAGAAGAGACGCAUCACCGUGCCCCCACACCUGGCCUACGGAGAGAACGGGGCAGGCGACAAGAUCCCCGGCUCGGCCGUCCUCGUCUUCGACGUUCACGUCCUCGACUUCCACAACCCCGCGGACCCGGUGGAGGUGCGGACCCUGGUCCGGCCCGAGAGCUGCAAUGAGACCUCCAGGCUGAGGGACUACGUGCGCUACCACUACAACUGCUCCCUGAUGGAUGGCACCCGGCUCUUUUCCUCACAUGACUACGGGCAGCCCCAGGAGGUGACGCUGGGGGCCAACACGGUGAUCGAAGGGCUGAACACGGGGCUGCAGGGCAUGUGCGUGGGAGAACAGCGGCGCCUUAUCAUCCCCCCGCACCUGGGCCACGGCGAGCACGGCGCCCGGGGCGUUCCCGGUAGUGCCGUGCUGCUGUUCGAGGUGGAAUUGGUGGCACUGGAGGAAGGCCUCCCAGAGGGCUACCUGUUCAUCUGGCACGGGGACCCGCCCGGCAGCCUCUACCAGGACAUGGACCGUGAUCAGGAUGGCCAGAUCACCCUGGAGGAGUUCUCCGCAUUCAUCAAGGCUCAGGUGGCAGAGGGCAAGGGGCGUCUCCUGCCGGGGCAGGACCCGGACAAGACCAUCGCCGACAUGUUCCGCAACCAGGACCGCAACCAGGACGGCACGAUCACCAGCGCGGAGCUGAAGCUCAAGUUGGAUGAGGACCAGGAGAGGAUCCACGAGGAGCUCUGAUCGGGGGGGGGGGGGUGCGUGGGGAACGGCAGCUGGGGAGCGACCGUGCAGCUGGCUGCCGGCCCCGGGGGUAGGGCAGUCCCAGCAGGGCCACCAGAGAAUGCCAGCCCGGGGGCUGGUAUUUAUCUGCAAGGCUGUCUUAUGGACCGUUAGGGUUUUCAUUCCAGCAAGGAGUCCCAACCCAGGGAGCCGACAUGGAGCGGGAAGUGUUCCGGGGGAAGAGAAGAAUGACUGGCAGCUCCCCUGCCCGAGACCCAUUACCGAAUGCCUCCCACUCAGCAUCCCCCCACCUCCCAGCCCGGAGGCCGCUCAUCUACCUCCCGGGGCCACGCGCUGCCCCUGCCCCGGUUCAGGCCGGCCCUUGGGGAUGCUCUGAGCUGGGGGGAUAGUGCAGGGAGGGCAGGGUGUUACUUAAAGCAGCGACAGCAGCCCCGUCUGCCCGCCCUGGCAGCUGAGUGGGCCCAGGGCGAAGACCUACCAAAUUUGGGUGGGUGGCUCCGUCUUGGCGAUCCUGAGGGGAAUGCUGUUCCACGGGAGAAAGCCCGGCAGGUGCCUGUCACUCUUCACCCCAAAUAAACAAGCGAACCCCAAGCGAACCUUCAGACCUGGACCGGUGGAGGUUUUGUGGAGGAAGGGGCGUGAAAUGACCGGGCUGGGGGUGCGCGGAUGGGGACAAACACAUAGAGACCUGGAGUUUCUCCGCAACUGCUCCCGGCUG
Messenger RNA from Tachyglossus aculeatus (Australian echidna), 2500 nucleotides. It is a transcript of the gene FKBP10, whose product is annotated as FKBP prolyl isomerase 10. The transcript has 10 exons. Gene Ontology annotation, molecular function: calcium ion binding; peptidyl-prolyl cis-trans isomerase activity. NCBI's taxonomy places the organism in Eukaryota, Metazoa, Chordata, Mammalia, Monotremata, Tachyglossidae. The record is from RefSeq and is a predicted model, not a curated record. Bases 22 to 1782 code for a protein of 586 amino acids.